ACGAAUGACAAACAUGCAGCAGCGAGCGAGUCAGACGUUAAACCUGACCAGAACGAGCCUCUAAACUAUCAUAAACCACAAAUCAUGGGGUCCACCUUUCAAAGACGGCGCUCCGCAUCGAAACCUUUACAUAUAUUUUGCUAACCGGCGUUUGACAGGGGCGCCCGUCCUCUCUCGCUCGUUUGUUUACAUAUAGUUUCUGUUUUUAAAUGAAUUUAUGGCCGCUAUGGAUUACCUGCUGCAGGUGAAAGUUGGAGCUCUGGUCGGGCUGCUGUUCCUAACUAUGUUUUUUGGUUUCAUCCCAGCGCGGAUGAAAUGGUUUCAAGUCUCUAGUGGAACAGCUACCCACAGGGCCGUGCUGAGUUUCGUGAGCUGCUUCGCGGGCCGCGUCUUCCUGUCGGCCUGUUUGUUAGACAUCAUCCCAGACUACCUCUCCGACAUACACGAAGAACUACAAAAACAAGGCCUCGAUGAAGGCUUCCCGCUCGCAGAGUUCAUCGUGGCGUGCGGCUUCUUCACGGUCUUGAUCCUGGAAAAGAUCGUUCUGAGCUGCACGGAGGGCCCCAGGAAUGAGGAGACGGCUCCUCUUUUGGCCCCCGCGGGUAACCGGCACGCCCACGGACAUCACUCGCUGAACGACGUGGAGGGGAGCGCUCACCACGUCCACGUGGAUUUCCACGCGCACUCGUCCUUCCGCUCCUUCAUGCUCUUCCUGUCCCUCUCUCUGCACUCGGUGUUCGAGGGUUUGGCCAUUGGCUUGCAGACCACAGACGCGAAGGUGUUAGAGAUCUGCAUCGCUAUCCUGGUCCACAAGAGCAUCAUCGUCUUCAGCCUGUCGGUGAAGCUGGUCCAGAGCGCCGUCAGACCCCUGUGGGUGGUGCUCUACGUGUCCGUCUUCGCCGUGAUGUCUCCUCUCGGCAUCGGCAUCGGCAUCAUCGUGAUCGAGGCUCGACUGGAGGCCGGCGCUUUCAUCCAGGCGGUGCUGGAGGGGCUGGCGGCCGGGACGUUUGUCUACAUCACCUUCCUGGAGAUCCUGCCCCAUGAACUGAACUCCCCCGAGCGGCCCCUGCUCAAGGUUCUCUUCCUCCUGUGUGGAUUCUCAGUGAUGGCUGGUCUGAGUUUCCUGGGCUGAAAAAUGCUUUUCAUUUUUAUGUGCCCCGUGGCCAAAAAAAACGGAGCCUGGAGGAAAUCCUUCACUAACUUUGUGUGCUUUCAAGGAAACGAAAGGCUCGGUUUGCACGUUUUUUUUUAGAGGAACUGAUAUCUACAAGCACAUAGAUGCUGAUGUCUUUAAAAACUCUGGACGGAUCAUUUAUCAGUUUUAAAUGAGGAAAAAAAAUCCUCAGCACUGAAAAACAGUAUCUUUUACAGAUUUUUUUUAAAUUUUUGGGUAGUUUUUUUAAACUCUUUCUAUUUGAUCAGUUGUUUCGAUGUCACUUUUGAGUUUCCUCUCUGUCAUGCAUAAAACUAUCUUUACCAGAUGUCUGACUGAUUUUAAAUUAAUUAUUUUGAAAUCACUUUUAUUAAUUAUUAUUUGUCUUAUACGUUAUUAACACUGGCUGCAGUACUUCUGUACGCUACAUACAGUAUUGGUUUUCUCCCUUUAUGUGCUGCAUUUCCUGUACAUUUAUAUAAAUUUGAUAGGUUGCCAAAUGUUUUGAUUGCAUAGUUUGUAUUUACAGAUUUCACAGUAAAAUGACACAAAAUAUGA
Messenger RNA from Puntigrus tetrazona (Sumatra barb), 1711 nucleotides. It is a transcript of the gene slc39a1, whose product is annotated as solute carrier family 39 member 1. Lineage: Eukaryota; Metazoa; Chordata; Actinopteri; Cypriniformes; Cyprinidae. Gene Ontology annotation, cellular component: plasma membrane. The record is from RefSeq and is a predicted model, not a curated record. Bases 218 to 1132 code for a protein of 304 amino acids. Gene Ontology annotation, molecular function: zinc ion transmembrane transporter activity. The transcript is spliced from 4 exons. Gene Ontology annotation, biological process: zinc ion transmembrane transport.